AUGGGGCGACGCGUGUCGUUCGCGGAUCCGGCGCAGUUGGAGAGCGUGCGAGAGUUUAUUAAGGAGGAGGAGGAACGAGAGAAGAGCGGAGAGUCGUACCAGAGCGGCGCGCAGAGCGAGGGUGUGCCCGCGGGGUUCGGACUCGUGGAAGAGACGAGCGUGGACGUGAUACCCAUGGUACAAGGUGAUCGCACGGAGACGUUCGAGUUUAAGGCUGCGCAGGAGACUUUGACGACGAACGUCGCGGCGGCGGGAGAAGGGACGCCGUCGCCGCUCGAGCGUGGCGAUGGAGUAUCUUUUUCCUUGUCUCCGGUCAUCGAGAGCGAUGGUGACGCGUCGAAUAGCGCCCAAUUAAAUAGUGAGGGGAAGCACACGCCGGGCAAGCGACGCGCGAGCAUUGGACGCGUGGCGACGCCGAACUCGGCGGAUCAAACGGGGACGUUUACGUUUAACGCUUCGCAGAAUAUGGAUGAAGUCACGGGUGAGGUACCGACGAUGGGUGCGUUAAUCGACGCCGACGACGUGACGGAAAAUAUCACCGGUGCUGUUCCGUCGUUGGCGAAUCUUUUGAGCGCCGAUGAGUCGCCGCUUGGGUACAGACCGACGCCGACGCGGGGCUCCAAGGCGGACGCGACGGAGGACAUCACGGGCACUGUGCCGUCGCUCGCCGCGCUCGCUGACGAAGACGAGGAACAAAACGCCUCCGCGGCUCAGAGUGAUCAAGAAGGUGGUGAGAUGGACAUGGACAUGGGUAACACCACCGACGGUCUUCCCACGUUCGAUCCGUUGGUUGACGCCACGCAACGCGCCGUCGAUCAGGCGCACGCGAGCGCGCUCAACUUGGCAAACACUGUGAUGAUGGACGAAGCGACGAUGGCGUUCACUGUGGGUGCGCCCACGCCUAGUUCCGUCGCGCCCGGUCCGACGCCUUCGUUGACGUUUGCAUUCGACGAUAAGAAGGAUAACCGAGCGAGCGUUGGGGCGCCGCCGCCAUCCGUCACCGCAAACACGCGACCGUUCAAUUUGACCGAUUCCACGAAUUUGGAUUUGCAGCGCCAAGCCAAGGGUGGCAUGGGCACCGAUACCUUCAACUACGUCUACGGACCGAACGGUGAUAUGGUACCGACUGAGGGUACGACCGCGACGCAAUCAGUCGCCGCGCCGCAACCCUCCGCGAUGGAUUUUCCAACCGCGGAAGUCACGGGUGCUGACGUGCAGGUGGCUGUCGGGGUCACGCCCGCGAAUACCGCCGGUGUCACGGCGACGCCGAACACUGACGGAUCCAUCGCGAGCUCACACGAUGGCUUUACGCCUGGUGACGAGUCUUUGCGCAUGGCGGAGCUCUUGCGUCAAAAGCAGCACGGCGACGAGGCGUUGAUGAGCAUGAGAAAGGUGUACCAAGAUAGAACGACACCGAUGCACGGACGUUACGGCGCGCCGCCGGCGAUGCAAGCGUUCACGCCUUCGAGGACGAUCACGAUGGGUGGUACCAAUUUCAUGCAGUUUGGUGGUAUCGGUACGCCGGGCGCAGCGAUGCACAACCCGCUCUUUGGCACGCCUGGCGGUCACACGGGCACGAUGUUGCAAGGCCUCCCCACGUCGCUUCCGCCGAUUCCGGACGCCUUGAUGCACUCCAAACCGAUCGAUUUGGAGACGUUCUUCUACGCUUGUGAGAUUUCCUUCAUGGAAGCGAAGAACUUAGGACGUCGUUCAUCCAUUGCCAUGGGCGCGCUUGCCACAGCGCCGCCGCCGGAGACGCAACCCGAAGCUUUGAAGCUGUGUUGCCUGACCGCACCGCUCAUCGAAGCGCUGGAAGGGUUCCACGAGCAGCUCCAAGAGCGAAUGACGACGCUCACUAGCGAAACGGACAAGUUGCGAUCGACAGUCGAGGCGACGCAGCCGCCAUUGUUACGUUACGCCGCGUCCGACGAUCCGGCGCACGUCAACGAGUUGCGUCGUGCGGGCAAGGCGCUGAAAAAGGAAUGCCAACUCGCGGCUAAGGAGCGAUUCGCGCAGCAGCGAUUGGAGACAGAAGAACUCGUGCGCGAAAGUUUGAACUUCCACAGCGAUAUCCUGGCGAAGAGCGCGCAAAGCAUCGCGAACUCGCGAGCCAUCGCGGCGGAGGCGAUUUCGAGCGCCAAUGGCCACAUCAUCAAGCUCCGGGCGCAGCGAGCGGCGAGCUCUAAGCGUGCUGAUGCGGCGAAAUCCGCCUCAGCGACCAAGGAACAAGUUUUGGAAGCUCUUGCGAUCAAACGCGCUGCGAUAGCCGCCGCACGUCGCGCUUUAACGACCAGUGAUGAAAAUUUGGUUCGCAUGAAGUCGCGAAAGACGACCAUCAAGUCUGAGCGCGAGCGUUUGCAAGAAGAACUUGACGCCAUGCGUGAGGCGCAAGACGCGGCGGCGGACGCGACGGUGAGUUUCAAAUCGUUCGGCGGUGUUGACAUGGACGACACGCCUUCUCGAUUACGCAGAGCGAGUCAAGUGAGGCUUCGCGCCAAGGCAAAGAAUGCUCAAAGUGCGAGCGAAGAGCUCGGCGUGUUGAGCGGACUCGCGCCGUGGCGUCUCGAAGGCGUCGGUGGACCGGUGGGGGCGGAACUGACGAUGCGUGUCGGUACACUGUUCCGAGUGACGCUCGAUGCGAGCACUGGUGCCGGUCGUGUCACGUUGAUCGACGGUCCGGAGACCACGCCGAAGGGUGGACGUCAGUUCGCCGCGGCUUUGGCUGGCGCGCCUAUCGCUUGGGACGAAGACGCCGUGCCCGCAGGACAUGUCGCUGGUGUCUUACAAGAGCUCGCGCCGAAGCUUUCUCGCGCCGAGCGCGUGCUGGAAGAAACUGAAGGAUGCCGAAACGAGUUUCCUCGACUGAAUAGAAUCAAGUGUAGCCCCAAUGGUGUGCUCGAGCUCACCUUCGUCGAUUUUGCCAACGAGCGCUUGUUUAGCGUCAAGCUCAACAUGAUGGGUGGUGCCUAUCCCUACGGAGCUCUGAGCCCCGAGGUCACGGUGCAACUCACUGGGAAGAAGGGUGUCAGCGAGUUACCGAGCGUUGAAGCGAUUCAACGCGCCGUGAACGCCGUGCCCGUCGGACCGCGCCGUUUGACAAACGUGUGCCGCAUUUUAGAUUCCAUAGUCAGCACGGGGAAGAACGCUUUGACGUCGUUCGCGUCCAUGCCCGCCCCGGCACCGCGAAGACCGUCACACGCACCUUCGCUCCUGUAUGCUCGUUAG
Messenger RNA from Ostreococcus lucimarinus CCE9901, 3225 nucleotides. RefSeq lists its product with no specific name. The record is from RefSeq and is a predicted model, not a curated record. The coding region runs from base 1 to 3225 and encodes 1074 amino acids. The transcript has a single exon. NCBI's taxonomy places the organism in Eukaryota, Viridiplantae, Chlorophyta, Mamiellophyceae, Mamiellales, Bathycoccaceae.